AUGGCUCCCUCUCUUACCGAAACAACCACGCCUAUCAUUCCGAUCACGGAGGACAGCAAAAUCACCCUCAAGGGCCUUGAAAGAACGCCCAUCAAGCUCAGCGGAGCACUAGAUGCAUUCGAGUCAUUCGACGUGACCCCAGUCAUAGGCCGAGAAUUCCCAAACGCAAAUCUGAAAGAUUUCCUGCGCGCUCCCAACUCGGAUGAUUUGCUCCGCGACCUCGCUGCCACCAUCUCCCAACGAGGCGUCGUCUUCUUCCGCAAACAAGAUGGUCUAGAUGACAACCUGCAAAAGGAACUCGUCCAACGUCUCGGCGAGCUCUCAGGCAAACCCAAGACCUCCGGCCUACACAUUCACCCCGUCGCCAACUCUGGCCGAGACGGAAGUGUCGCCGACGACGAGAUCAGCGUCAUAAGCUCCGAGCAGCGCAAAACACUCUACAUCGACCGCAAUACCCGCAAACAAACCGCCCGCCGGGAAUGGCACAGCGAUAUCACCUUCGAGCCCAUCCCCAGCGACUACACCCUUCUCCGUCUAACCGAGCUCCCCAAGACCGGCGGAGGAACUCGAGCGAAUACUCACCACCUGGUCUUAGACACACUCUGGGCCUCCGGCUACGAAGUCUACGACCGCCUCUCGGAGCCGUAUCAGAAAUUCCUCGAAGGACUAACGGCUACAUACGCCCAGCCGCGCUUCAACCAAGUAGCCGACAGAAACAACUUCAAGAUCCACGCCGGUCCUCGCGGUGCCCCCGAGAAUGUCGGCGAAGAGCUUCGCGCCGAACACCCUGUCAUCCGUACGAAUCCCGUAACGGGAUGGAAGAGUGUUUUCGCUGUGGGAUCGCAUGUGCAGAGGGUUAAUGGUGUUACGGAGGAGGAGAGUCAGCAUCUGCUUGACUGGUUUGUUAAUCUUAUUGUUGAGAAUCAUGAUUUGCAGGUGAGGUUGCGGUGGCAGAAUCCAAAUGAUCUUGCUAUUUGGGAUAACCGCUCCGUUUACCAUGCGGCGACUUGGGAUUAUGAAGAGAUUGGUCCGAGGAGGGGUCAUCGGGCUGUUGGUUUGGGCGAGAGGCCAUAUCUGGACCCCAAGAGCACGAGCAGAAGAGAAGCGCUGGCCCAGGAGGCGGUUGACAACGCUGCAUAG
Molecule: messenger RNA, 1140 nt
Organism: Penicillium manginii
Lineage: Eukaryota; Fungi; Ascomycota; Eurotiomycetes; Eurotiales; Aspergillaceae
Product: TauD/TfdA dioxygenase family protein
Exons: 4
Coding region: 1-1140 (379 amino acids)
Cellular component (GO): cytoplasm
Molecular function (GO): 2-oxoglutarate-dependent dioxygenase activity
Source: RefSeq, a predicted model, not a curated record